AUGUCUAAUAGUUAAGAAAGAGAGAAAGAACUAAAGGAGAUUCGCAAAGAAAUGCUCAAGGAUGCAGAAAACAAUGCUCAAAAAUAAAGAUUUGGACUGUUCUCGUCUCCUGUUCCUUUGGCUUUGGGUGACGAUAGCAUGGAGAUGAGGAAGAAACGUAAGGCAAUCAGAAUGUAUUUCGGUAGCAUAAAGAGGAGAGAAUGGCAAGCCUAUAACCGAGCCGUCGAAUAUGAAGGUUAGCGCUACUCGGACGGGCAGAAUCAGAUCUUCGUAUUUCGGGCCUUUGAGUUUCACAACAGUCGGGGAUCCAUACAUAGAUCCAGAAAAAGUGCUUGCUCAUUAUGAGAAGGAACAAAAGAAACUGUGCAAUAAGGAGACUCCCUUUAAGCCUCCCUCUGGUUAUAAGGAAUUGAUGGGGAGUGCCUAUUCGCACAUGAAGGAGUACGAUUUCAAAAAGGUGGAGAGCAGAAAGCAAUCUGACGGACGGGUGUAUUCUGCGCCUCGUAAUGUUACAACAAACCCGAGAUGCAAGGUGCUGGACAAAUCCAUCCCCUACAUGAUGGACGAUUACAAUAGAUAUAGCGACUUUGAGAGGGUAUUUUUAAAUUGUUAGGGGUUAAGAAAGCGAGGAUGCUGAGCAAGAGCAAGGAGAAGGAGUAGCCGUUUCGAAGUACUGUGCAUGGCGGUGUGACUUUUGAGAGGGACAAAAAUUUGUUUGGAGAGACCAAGAUGCCAGCUGCAAGUUAGAGGAAGUCUCCGGAACUGAAGUUGGCGAAGCACGAGUCUGCAUUUCGACCAGUAAAUGGGUUGAAGAAAGGGUUUGAUGGGUUGUUUGGUCACUUUGAGUACAAGGCUGACCCGAUGAGGGAGAUCAAGAGGCAGUACAGUUCGAAGAAGGAGCGGGAGAGUUUUAAGUAAGGGCAGAGUAUAGAAUAAUAGACCUGCAGAUUUGGGGAAUAAGACGAGGCCCAAUCCGACCAUUUCUUGUUUUAAGAUGAACAUACGGAGGGAGAUGGCUGCGCAUUAUUGA
Messenger RNA from Paramecium octaurelia, 1030 nucleotides. The record is from the annotation of a GenBank genome assembly. NCBI's taxonomy places the organism in Eukaryota, Ciliophora, Oligohymenophorea, Peniculida, Parameciidae.